UUAUGUUCCAAACCCUUUCAGGACUGUCCAUUCUAUGGUAUGGCGGGUAUCAAGUUAGGAUUAUUAGACCUUCUUUCCAUUCUAUGGUGUGGCUUCUUGGAAGUAGGAAGUAGAGUACCAUAUGUCUGUCGUCUUAUGUUUAAUUAUAUUUCAAACCCUUUCAGGAUUGUCCAUUCUAUGGUGUGGCGGGUAUCAAGUUAGGAUUAUGAGACCUUGUUUCUUUUAAUCCUAUAGGCGAGAAGGGACAAGAAAUACGUCAAUUACUCAACACAGACAUGUUCUCCUUGUUCUAUGGCCUUUAUAAGUAUAUGUUCAGUAAGACAGAGUUUCAUGUGCUCAUUCUUGGGAUCGACAAGGCAGGGAAGACGACCUUGCUAGAAAAGUUGAAGACAGUGUACUCGAAUUCUGAAGGCCUCCCCCAUGACAGAAUUGUUCCAACCGUUGGACUCAAUAUUGGUCGUCUUGAAGUGUCGAAUUCCAAGCUUGUGUUCUGGGACCUGGGCGGGCAGAUCGGCCUUCGCUCAAUUUGGGAGAAAUAUUAUGAAGAAGCACAUGCUGUAGUGUAUGUAAUUGAUGCUGCUUGCCCUUCUCGUUUUGAAGAUGCAAAAUCUGCUUUAGAGAAAGUGCUUAGGCAUGAUGAUCUGCGAGGUGCCCCUCUUCUGGUGUUGGCAAACAAACAGGACCUUCCAGACGCUGUAACAGCUGAAGAACUGGGUAGAUAUCUAGACCUGAAGAAGUUGGACGAAAGGGUUUACAUGUUCGAAGCUGUUUCAGCAUAUGAUGGGUUGGGUAUCAAAGGAAGUCUAGAAUGGCUAGUUGAGGCAAUGGAACGGAGCAAGCGAACUGAAACAUUGAGACUGCGUGCAGGGAUGGCUGGUCCUGGUGUCUAGCAACACAAUCUAUUUUGGAAUCAAGAUGAGGAACCUUUCACCACCUGGCUUUUCAGUAGAUUCUGUAAAUAUGCUACAGAGGGUUACGCAGCAUCCUACUUGCGCGACGAGUGUACUAAUUCUGCCAUAGGAUGCAUAUUCUUUCGCAAUCCACUUCUCUACUGCAGAGAUGCAAGUUAGUAGUAGGGAAGGGAACAUGAUUACAUAAUCCACUGGGAAAACAUACGUGUAAUGAUCACUGGUUCAUGAUGUAGGCAUUUUGGCCUGGUGAGUUCAUAAUUUAGUCAUUAGAGAUACAGUGUUGGAAGAAAGUUCGAAACUUUUCUACCAUAUCAAUUUCUGCUUACAUUUCUGCAAAAGAUUGAAGCCUAGAAAUACUCAUGAAAUUGAACUGGCAAUUCAGAAAUAGCGAAUCAAAUCACGCUUCGAUUCCCCCAUUCGAUCUGUCUCCGGUCAGUUCUUAGAGCUAGUACCGCUGGCUCGUUCCUUCACGGCCGGUUCAGGAGGUUUGGAGAUUAGGGCCUUGGGUCUGGUCUUGAACAGAAUCUUGUGGCGUAUGACGCCGACAACGUCCAGCUCCACCUUGCUUGAGGAGUCGUCACCGUCAUCCGUGCGCUUGACUUUCUUCAGCACGGCCAGGGGCUUCUUCAAGGUGACCUUCGUUCCCGACAGUUCGUGAUAACCGAUCGUGAGAGUGUACUUUUCGUCGGAGGAAGGCCGGCAGAGGCGUCCGAUUUCGAGGUUCUGGAUUCCAUCUCGAUGGGAAGGCUGGACCUCGACAACGCCUUGCAGCUCCACGAUCGCCCAUUCCGGACAGUUCUCAGCGCCGCAGCUACACUUCACCUCAAUCUGCAUCUUCUUCUUCUUCUCUCUCUUCCUCUGUGUCUCAGAGUCUCUCUCUCUCUCUCUCUCUCUCUCAGUGUCUCUCUCUCACCCGCAAAAGCAGAAACAGCGAAGAGAUUGGCGGGAACCAAACCCCGGUUUCCCGCCAGCGAUUUGC
Messenger RNA from Linum tenue, 1890 nucleotides. Lineage: Eukaryota; Viridiplantae; Streptophyta; Magnoliopsida; Malpighiales; Linaceae. The record is from the annotation of a GenBank genome assembly.